AUGGUUCUCGAAAACUCAACACUUACACGUUUAGGCAAGUCGGGCCUCAGAAUUAACCAUGCAGUCGUUGGUACUAUGCUUUUCAAUAUGCCUCCAAUAGGUGACGUUGAUAUGGGUAUUAGCGAGGAAACUUCGAUUGCAAUCUUGAAAAAAUGUUAUGAUGAAGGAUUGCGUACUUUCGACACUGCCAAUGCAUAUGGAGGAGGCAAUAGUGAAAAAACAAUUGGAAAGUUUUUGAAACAAUACAACAUACCCCGUGAAAAUGUUGUCAUUAUGACGAAAUGUUUUUUACCUAUGGACUUCGCACCAGGUACAAUCAGUUCAAGCUUGAACUUCAAUGAUAGAGGCUUAUCAAGAAAGCACAUUUUGGACGCCGUGAAAGGUUCAGUUGAAAGAUUGGGUACCCAUAUUGAUUUGCUCCAGAUUCACAGAUACGACCCCGAGGUUCCAGACGAAGAAAUCAUGCGUGCCUUGAAUGAUGUGGUUGAAAGUGGUCAAGUAAGAUACUUGGGUGCUUCGUCAAUGAAAGCUUAUCAAUUUAUUGAGUUGCAGCACACUGCUGAAAAACAUGGCUGGCACAAGUUUGUAUCGAUGCAAAGCUUGUACAACUUGUUAUACCGGGAAGACGAGAGGGAACUCAACGAAUACUGCAAAAAAACUGGCGUCGGCUUGAUUCCAUGGUCCCCCAAUGCAAGAGGGUUACUUGCGAUCCCAACCAGCAGCGAAAAGUCUAAGGCAAAAUUUGAAUUGCCAUUCUUACACCAUCUUUUACACUUAGAUGCUGAGAACGACCGCAUCAUUAUUGAUCGAGUAGAAGAAGUCAGCAAGAAAAUUGGAUGUUCCAUGGUGGAAGUCGCUGCAGGAUGGUUAGUUGCAAAAGGAGCCAAUCCAAUUAUUGGUCUCACUCUGUUAGAUGCGAUAGAUUCUGUUGUAAGAUUGGCGACCAUCAAACUUACGGACGAGCAAAUCAAAUACCUUGAGGAACCAUAUCGUCCCAAAGUUGGAUUUGCCUAA
This is a messenger RNA of Meyerozyma guilliermondii ATCC 6260, 1014 nucleotides long. RefSeq names its product aldo/keto reductase. Bases 1 to 1014 code for a protein of 337 amino acids. The transcript has a single exon. The record is from RefSeq and is a predicted model, not a curated record. NCBI's taxonomy places the organism in Eukaryota, Fungi, Ascomycota, Pichiomycetes, Serinales, Debaryomycetaceae.